UUCAUAUAUUUAUUUAUGGCUUCAUUGAGUUCGAGAAGGUCAACCUGGACAGCCCAAGAAAACAAGGUAUUCGAGAGGGCUUUAGCACAUUACGAUACCGAAACACCCGACAGAUGGCACAACAUUGCAAGGGCCGUGGGCGGUGGCAAGACGGCAGAAGACUGCAAGUCUCACUUCCAACUGCUUCUGGAAGAUGUAUGGAAAAUCGAGUCUGGUCGUGUUCCCUUUCCAAAUUACAUGCAUUCAUCAUGAAAGGCCGCAGCCUUGCUUAAUUCUCAUGAAGAAUACACGAAAGAACAAGUGUGGCCAUUGUAAGGAAGGCCUCCACUUAUAAUUCAUCUACUUUUACUCUUUUAUUCUAUUUUAAUGUCAUG
Impatiens glandulifera is the source of this 374-nucleotide messenger RNA. Its product is annotated as protein RADIALIS-like 3. The transcript has a single exon. The coding region runs from base 16 to 252 and encodes 78 amino acids. Lineage: Eukaryota; Viridiplantae; Streptophyta; Magnoliopsida; Ericales; Balsaminaceae. Gene Ontology annotation, molecular function: DNA-binding transcription factor activity. The record is from RefSeq and is a predicted model, not a curated record.